Messenger RNA from Cokeromyces recurvatus, 1489 nucleotides. RefSeq lists its product as uncharacterized. Gene Ontology annotation, cellular component: mitochondrial outer membrane. Gene Ontology annotation, biological process: cyclic threonylcarbamoyladenosine biosynthetic process. Gene Ontology annotation, molecular function: ubiquitin-like modifier activating enzyme activity; tRNA threonylcarbamoyladenosine dehydratase activity. The transcript is spliced from 5 exons. The record is from RefSeq and is a predicted model, not a curated record. Bases 43 to 1431 code for a protein of 462 amino acids. NCBI's taxonomy places the organism in Eukaryota, Fungi, Mucoromycota, Mucoromycetes, Mucorales, Mucoraceae.
UAUUUUUAUUUUUUUUUUCUUUAAGAAACUUUAUAAAAAAAAAUGACAUUUAUUCAAAGAUUUACAGACUCUGUGAGUCAAUUCUUGGAAAAGCAUCCUCAUACAGCUCAACUUACUUUAACUGCAAUUGCAGCCUCAGCAUUAACUGCAACUAGCAUUCUUACCUAUCAGAGCAAUCAACGUAGAUCCAGAGCUAAAACCUUAAAAGAUGAAUUAAAAGAAGCAGAACUUAAGAAUACAAUCGAUUUAACACCUAUGGGUACUGCAGCCAUCCCUUAUAAUGAGGAACUUAUUCAAGAACAAUUAAGUAAAAAUACAGCCUUUUUGGGAGAGGAAGGAACACACAAGCUUCGUGAAUCAUUUGUGAUUGUCGUAGGUGCAGGUGGUGUAGGCUCCUGGGCAGCACUCAUGUUAUUACGCUCAGGUGUCAAACGUAUUCGUAUUAUCGAUUUUGACCAAGUUACACUGAGUAGUUUAAAUCGUCAUGCAGUAGCUACACUUGAAGAUGUCGGUACUCCCAAAGUUAGAUGCAUUAAGAAACACUUUAAACAAAUUGCACCUUUUGUUGAAGUGGAAGAUUGUGUUGAUUUAUUAAAUGCCGAUAAUGUUGAUGAGUUACUUGGAGGAAACCCUAAUUAUGUAAUUGAUGCUAUUGAUAACAUCAAUACCAAAAUUGAUUUAAUUAAAUACUGCUAUGAUAAAAAAUUACCUAUAAUUAGCUCAAUGGGCGCAGGAGCAAAAGCUGAUCCAUCACGUAUUCAAAUUGCUGAUAUUAGUGAAACAUUUGAGGAUCCACUCGCGCGUGCAGUAAGACAAAGAUUGAAGAAACUUGGCAUUGUUAAAGGUGUUCAAGUUGCUUAUUCUACAGAGAAGCCUCAUCAUGUUAAGUUACUACCCUUAGAGGAAGAGAAGGUCGAGGAUAGAGAAGAGUUUGCAGCAUUACCUGAUUUUAGAGCACGUAUUCUACCUGUAUUAGGCACUCUUCCCAGUAUGUUUGGCAUGUCUAUUGCAUCAUAUAUUAUUUUACGUUUAUCUGAAUAUCCUGACUUUGAUCCACUUCCUGUCAAGUUAAGAGAAGGCCUUUAUGUCCGUGUUCAUCGAGAAUUAUUAUCAAGAGAAUCAAAAAAAUAUAAACAAAAAGUCUGUACUUUGGAUGCAAAGGAUGUAGCAUAUAUUUUUGAAGAAAUGUGGCAUGGAAAGAGUGUUAUUUCAGGACCUAAUGAUAAAUUAGCACUCACAAGAUGGGAUAGAUCAAAACCAAUUGAUUAUUUCAAUACAGUAUGCAUGACAAGGCUAGAAGCUAACACACAUGAUGAAUUACCUGAAGAUACAAACUUGGAAGAAUAUUAUGGUAAAGAAGUAUAUGAUCGUGUUAUGAACCGUUUUGAAAAAGAAAGACAAAUUCAGAAUAUUUGGAAUAACGUGUUAUAAACCAUUUUAUGAUAUAAAAUUAUUAAUAAUAAGACAAGAACUUUCUUCUUUUUAAAAU